ACACACACGUACAUCGUACAUUGAAGGCUACACGCGUCUAGAUGUGUCGAGAACUGGUCCUCUGGUUCGCUAAUUAUGUUAGGAAUCGCGUAAACAGUACGCAAAACAAAGCCUCAAGGUCCACCACGACCAUGUCGGCGGAGGCGGUGGUCUAAGCCCGAUAAGUCGGCCAAGAUUGCAUCCAUUGACCCGAUACGCUUCCGCUAUCGAUCGUACCGGGGCGCAAUGGGGUGGCACACUAAGAUAAGCAGCUUGGCAAGGCAACCAAGCCACCGCAGAGUGAGCAAAUUAUUUCGGCCCGCAGUGCCCGUUCGCUAUGGUCGCGUUUACGUGGGUGCUGGUUUUGUGUACGAUUGUGCUGACCGGUGUUGCUGUUCGUAUGUUUCUGCGUAGACGCCAAACCUUCUGGCAGCGGCACGGCAUACCGGCGGCUCGCCAUCCCCACCCGCUGUACGGCAAUGUGGGCGGGCUGGUGACGAAGCACCACACUGCCACGGUGCUGCAGCGGCUGUAUCGGGAGUUCCGCGAGCGCAAGCUACCGGCCGGUGGAUUCAACCUGUACUUCUCGCCCGUGCUGCUCGUCGUUGAUCGGCAGCUGAUCGAGCGGGUGCUGGUGAACGAUUUCGCCCAGUUUCAAAACCGUGGCCUGUACGCGAGUGCCACGGUGAAUCCGCUGAGCAGUGAGACGCUCUUCUCGGUGGCGGGCGAACGAUGGCACCGCAUGCGACAGCAGCUGCGGCCGGCGCUUGGGUCGAGCAGUGUGCGCACCAUGUUCGCAACGACGGCGCGCAUCGCCCAGACGUUGGUGGUGUACAUUGGGGCGCAGAGCCGCCGGCGGGAUCUGGAGUGGACCGAUCUGAUGGCACGGUACGCCACGGACGUGAUCGGCAGCUGUGCGUUCGGUAUCGACUGUCGGACGAUACGCGACCCGGGCUCGGAGUUCCGGGCGAUGGGACACCGUGCGUUCCGGUGCAGCUUGCGGCGGAUGUGGAAGCUGCGGUUCGGGUACGCCUGCCGGCGGGUUGCCGACGCGAUGCGGCUGUGCGUGAGUGAGCCAUCGGUGGAGCAGUUCUUCCUGCAGCUGUGCCAGUCGACGGUGCUGCACCGCGAGAGCUACCAGGUGGUGAAGCGCGACUUUCUGCAGCAGCUGCUGGAGAUGAAGGCGAACGGGGCGCUCGACAUGCGGCAGGUGGCUGGCCAGUGCUAUUCGUUCUUCAUUGCCGGGUUCGAGACGUCCGCCAGCCUGCUCAGCUUCUGUCUGUACGAGCUGGCCAAGCAUGGGGCGGUGCAGGACAGGCUGCGUGGCAGCAUUGUGGCAGCACUGGACGAAACCGAUGGUCAGCUGAGCUACGAUAUGGUGAUGGCGCUUGGAUAUCUCGAUCAGGUGGUGAAGGAAACACUGCGAAUGUAUCCACCGGUUGAUUUCCUGUUCCGUGUCGCCAGCAAUGACUAUCCCAUUGACGGGUUUGGGACCAUCCCGCAGGGUACACUGUUGGUCGUUCCCGUCCACGCGCUACACCGUGAUCCCGCCUACUAUCCUCAGCCGGACGUGUACAAUCCGGACCGGUUUGCCGCCAGUUCCAAGCUAUCCGGCGCGUCGAAAAAUCGCCCACCCUUUAUGCCGUUUGGACUCGGGCCACGGCACUGUAUCGGGGACACCUUCGGGCUGAUGCUGGUGAAGGUCGGCUUGGUGGCAAUGGUGCGAUCGUUCCGCUUCACGCUGGACGUGGACCGUACGCCGGAAAACGUUACAUUUAAGCCGCGUUCGCUUGUCCUAGCCGCUGGCAGCGGUAUGUACCUGAACGUGGAGAGAGUUUGACCGGCUGAGCGAUAAGACGUCGGGCCAGUAAACCCCCCUUUGCGGUGAAGUAGAUGAGGGGGGUCUUUGGAUAGAGGUAACUACCACGGCAUCGAUUAUCGUAUCACAGGUGUACGUACGCAAGGGUGUAUGCCAACUCAUCGUAUUUUUGUGGCCUUUUAUCUGCCGUCAGAAUAGGGUGGCAACAAUAGAUAUUAAAGUAUGGGAGCUUGGGGUAAUAUUCUAUGUAAGUGGCCCUUCCCGUUUAAGACAAGAGAGAACCUUAUCAUGGGACACAAGGGGCAGAGCAAUAGUACCCACAUGUGCAGCUGGAUUUGAACCUAAACUAAAACUCUCUUCUGCCUCAAGAAAUACUGGCCGGAUCGCCCGCUAGCGCUUUACUUCAACGAAUGUAAGUGGCCGUUUGCCAUAUGGUUAUACUUGGCAAAAUGAACAUAGCAUCGGGGCAAUAUAUGCUAAACUAAACAACUGUUUGUUGGUAACUCUUGUACUCAAUAAAGUUUUUUUUAUAAAUAUUUCGUAUAAUUUA
Molecule: messenger RNA, 2348 nt
Organism: Anopheles gambiae (African malaria mosquito)
Lineage: Eukaryota; Metazoa; Arthropoda; Insecta; Diptera; Culicidae
Product: cytochrome P450 6a2
Exons: 2
Coding region: 317-1819 (500 amino acids)
Molecular function (GO): monooxygenase activity; heme binding; iron ion binding
Source: RefSeq, a predicted model, not a curated record